AUGGAAUCUUCCAUUCCCUUGACUGAGCUACCCCGCUGGAUGAAAUGGCUGCUCAAUCAGAGACCCGAUCUGGCGGGAAUCCCUAUCACCGCUCUCAUCGUUCCCGGAACACACGACACGGCCACGUAUGGCGAGGGAACGUCUCCAACCAAGCUCGGACGUUUCAACUGGCAGUGCCAGAAUCUCAACAUCUACCAGCAAGCGCAGAUCGGUGUCCGAUAUUUCGAUCUGCGAUUCCUUGCAGAUGAUCGAGACUCUGCAUUUCCCUACUGGCCGCACCAUGGCGAUGCAGUCAGAACCGGAGACCUUCUGGCACCGGCACUGGGCGGUGACAUCAGUCAGACGACCAUCGUUGGCCAGAUAACCCGUUUCCUGGCGGAAAACCCUGACGAGAUCAUCAUCCUGUCCUGCGAUGUCCAGCCUGCGGACAAUAUACAUUGGCCAAGGGCACUCUGUGACGCGCUCGGAGGAACAGGUCGGCUCGUUGAAUCCCCAGACUGGGCAACAGCUACCGACAACCCUUACCCACCAGUCAGGGCGGCUGUCCCGACUAUUGGCGGCGUUUUGAAGACCACCGGACGUGUCAUCCUUUCUGGCUCAGUUGAUCUCCGGAUGUUCUCCGACCAUGACGAGCGACGACUUGUUGAGCGGUAUGUCUGGCAAUCUCCCGGUGCCGCCAUUUUUUCUUCUCUCUAUGAUGAGCCGAUCUGGAAGAGCAAUCAGCCGGUAAAUAUCCAGACUGCAAUCGAGAAUUGGAUCCAUGCCAAUGAUACCGCAAUCAGUCACCGAGCCCACUUCUACAACGCUCAGUGCCAGCUUACCCCGUCGGCGAACAACUUUUGGGAUGUCCUCAAAGGCUUGACAGACAAGAGUAUGUCCAUAAGCCCCGCCAAGCUGGCACCAGGGAUGAACUCAUAUCUGAGGGAGAAGGUGUGUACGUCCGAUCUCUGGAUCAAGAAAGCCAGCAUCAUGACAAUCGACUUUGCGGAUGCAGAGACGUGCACCGCGAUCGUCAACAUGAACCUUGCGAGGUUUAGCGGUUCAUAG
Kockovaella imperatae is the source of this 1047-nucleotide messenger RNA. Its product is annotated as PLC-like phosphodiesterase. Gene Ontology annotation, molecular function: phosphoric diester hydrolase activity. The coding region runs from base 1 to 1047 and encodes 348 amino acids. NCBI's taxonomy places the organism in Eukaryota, Fungi, Basidiomycota, Tremellomycetes, Tremellales, Cuniculitremaceae. The transcript has a single exon. Gene Ontology annotation, biological process: lipid metabolic process. The record is from RefSeq and is a predicted model, not a curated record.